Messenger RNA from Stegostoma tigrinum, 6258 nucleotides. RefSeq names its product TLC domain containing 2 (gene tlcd2). Lineage: Eukaryota; Metazoa; Chordata; Chondrichthyes; Orectolobiformes; Stegostomatidae. The transcript has 4 exons. The record is from RefSeq and is a predicted model, not a curated record. Gene Ontology annotation, biological process: plasma membrane organization; regulation of membrane lipid distribution; membrane assembly. Gene Ontology annotation, cellular component: plasma membrane. The coding region runs from base 551 to 1279 and encodes 242 amino acids.
GGGAAGCGCUGAGGUAACGGGCGGGACAGCUCUUCGGCUCAAGCAAUUGGGAGGAUCUCCCUUGCCAAGGGGAGGAUCCAGCUCCAUCUCGGGUGGCGCAAAAAAAUGCGGAUCCAGCGUAGGCCCUUGGGUAGGCAACAGUUCGAAGUGAAGAAGCCAGUGUCUGAGCAUGUAAAUCUUAACCAUUCAUUUCCGUGUCUGGUGUUGUUGUUUCAGAAGUGCCAAGAUGAUUGAUGCUUAGCGGCAGCGACGUUUAAUCUCUGUUUGUGUGAGCGUUACACACAGCUCGUGGGUGGGGACCUAACUGUGACCUUUUCUCGGAACUCCUGAUCCGCCCAAUGUACGCACUCCGUGAGCGGGGAGUACUUUGCUGGUGGAUCUUUCUGAAGAUUGGUGGGCAAAGCUGACGGCUUUUUUUUAACCCGCUUUUUGAACCCCUCGGGAAUGGACUUGCACAGACCCUGUCACACUAGAAGCAACUUCAAGCAAGACAAGUCUAAACGGUAAAAUAGUCCAGUUUUUACUUUAGCUGGGAUAAGCUGUGUGUAGUAUGACUGCGGAGUGGAAUCCCGGAGUUUUCAUUGUCGGGCUCUCUUUUGUGGGUUUCGGACUGAUCAAUCGAGGUCUGGGACAUCUCCCGAUUCCGGAAUCUGCCCUGAGGAACACCUGGAAAUGGAGAAACAUUUGCACCUCGAUGGUUCACAGUCUGGUGACGGGCAUCUGGGCAAUCCUGUGCUUUUAUUUCCAGCCGCAGAUGGCUGAGGAUCUGAUCGGAACACAUUCUCCGUCCUCUCACGGUCUCGUAGCCUUUUCUAUCGGUUAUUUCAUUCAUGAUUUUAUAGACAUGCUGUGGAACCAAAAAUUUCAACAUUCCUGGGAACUGCUUUUCCACCAUGUUGUGGUAAUUACUUGUUUUGGAAUUUCUGUGAGCCUCUGCAGCUAUGUUGGGUUUGCGGUCGUAGCUUUACUGGUUGAAAUCAACUCCAUCUUCCUGCACCUGAGGCAAAUUCUUCUGAUGGCCAACAUGAACAAAACCACUUGCUUUCGCCUUAACAGCAUCAUCAAUCUGGGAACCUAUGUUAUCUUCCGUAUUACCACACUGGCCUGGAUGACACGCUGGCUUGUUCUAAACCGCGACAACUUACCUCUAAUAAACUACAGCAUCGGGAGUGUAGGGAUGGCCAUAAUGACUCUGAUGAAUAUUGUGCUGUUUUGCCGACUGCUAAGAAGUGACUUUCUGAAAUCUAGCUGGGAAGGGAAGAAGGAAAAGGAGAAGUAAAACUUGCAGCAGUGUUUCCUCCCCGGUACUGGUGCUGAGAUUUCUGAAGGAGGAGCUGAACAAGGACCUUUCGCUCCUUUGAAUUUAAUGGUCCCAUUCACUUAAAUGUAAUUCUGGAUAACCCGAUGGGCUUAAUUGUAAAUAUAUUUUUAAAAAUUGUAUCUAACAUUUUCAAAAGUUUUUUAAUCUAAUGAUGUUAUCGGUAAAAUGAAACAAUGAAAAUGAUACAAAAUUUUAAAAUGUUUUUUCCUACACAUUUUAAAGAAAUGCAGUUAAAUGCGCUACAGAAUAAAAUACGGUAAUCUUACACUAUCUUGCUUCAAACUGCAUUGGGCAAGUUAUUGAGCUCUUAGUGUUUGUUGUUAAAUUCUGCAAUGAUUGUUACUACUCCCGAGAGGAUUCAUUCUAAAUAAUUCCAUGAUGGUUUUGAUGCUGAAAAUUUGGUAAGUUAUCAAAGAAAUGCCUCUAAUUAACAGUGAUUUAGCUAGCCUCUCAAAUGUGUUGAUUUAAACAUAAGCAUGUCAAAUUAAUGAGCUGUGAAAUGAGACAGUAGCCCAUCGAAAAUAAUGAAUCCAUUUGAUUACUUAUGCAAAGUGUGAGAUUUUGUUACUAAACAUCUUCAUUUUAUACACCUGUUUUAUGGGCAUUACUAAAUUUUAUAUAUAGUAAUGCAUGUUUCAAAUAGCUAUAUAGGAAUCAUGUGUGAGUGAUGUAGGAUACACUCUAAGCAGAUCCAAUGACGACAUCUGAAAGUAUAUCAUCUUGAAUGUACACAGCUUCAGAAGCUGUAAUAUAUUUAUAAUCUGUCAAUACUUACCUACUCAUAUAUACUUGUAUAUUUAUAAUAUCAAUAACCACCUACACUGUUUUUGACUGCCUUUGUAAUAUUUGUUGAUUUUAAAACAAUAACAGGGCUUGUAGUAAUGAUGUAUUGUUGCAGAAAAUAGUCAGUUUUUACUCUAAUGUGAAAUAAUUUUGUUGUGCGCAACAUUCACAUUUCUUACAGGACUAAAAUGUGAACUGCUAGUUUUGAGAUCAGUCCAUAGGCUGUUUUUAAAAAUAUUUUCCAAAUUUAUAAUAUGUAGAAUGUAAUCCAAAAAAUGUUAAAUCUGAAAUAUUUAUUUUAAUGCCUAUUAAUCUGCAAGUAAUGUUAUAGUAAUGACAGGAACAGUCAAUCCUGGUUAGUCCAGAUGAGUAUCUCCUGACUGUAGUCUGUGUUCUGUUUCAGCAUCAAGUUUGUUCAUCUGAAGGCAGUGAUGUUGACUUUCUGGAUAUUGGGCACAGUUGUGACUGUUAUGAAGUCCAAAGAUCUUGUUAGAACCACCUCUUCUCAACUUAGUGGACUCUCUUUGUUGAUUAAAAAAUAUAGCAGAAAAUUGUCCAUGAAACAGAAAUGUAUCUCCUGUAAUAUCAUAAUCUAAAUAUUGCGGAUGAGUCUAAAUCCUCUCAAUAGGAUUGAAACCUAUUUUAGAUUUAUGUUUUUGUGGCAACGUGGUAGCUUUGCACAUUUUAAGGCUGAAAUUAAAGUAGAUGAGUAAAAGAAACAGUUUGCAAGGUGUAAAGAAUCCUCUGUGAAUUGAGUUACAGAAAAUGCUGUCUUUUUAGUGCAGAUCAAAAUCCAGAUAGUUUGCAGGCAGUGACAGGCCCAGACCAAGGGAUGGACAUGUUGCUAUAUGGCUCCAUGCUAUGUCACUGUGACGCCUACACUGUGUAUCAGCAGUUUGCACAGCAAACACACUGCAUGUGCUUUAAAUAAGUGAGGAGGAGAAUUUGGUCAAGGUGGACUAUGGUCGCUCAGGGACUGCCGACAUAGUCAGUACUAUAGGUUGAAUCUAACCAGUGUUUUGAAUAGAGGGAGAAAGCUAUUCAGUGGUCUGUGUUCACAGGAGCUGUUACGAUGGUUCUGAUGCUGAUCAGAACACUGUUCCUUAGUCUUCCUCACUGGAUGCUUUCAUCCGUUUGGAGGUGGCACAGAUUUGCUGGUUCACAAUUAUAAAGGAUCUCUGAUUCAUUCAUUAAAAGUGACAAUGCACAGCGACUGCUGAAGAAAAGAUAACCUUGUUUUCUUCAGAUUAAAAUAGCUUUUCCUGCAAAGAAUAGAGUGAGCUUCUGAGCUGGUGGAGGUCAGGUGGUUUUUCUACUGUCUUGUUCGCAUCCUCAAUCUGAUUGGCUCCCUGAGAACUAAUCAUAGUUGUGUUCUUUUUAUUCAUUCACCAGAUGAGGGUGUCACUGACUAGGCAGCAUUAAUUACCCAUCCCUAAUUGCCCAGAGGGCAGUUAAGAGUCAACCACAUUGCUGUGGUUCUGGAGUCACAUGUAGGCCGGACCAGGUAAGAAUUUACUAAAGGACAUUAGUGAACCAGAUGGGUCCCCCCACCCCCAACAAUUGACAAUUGAUUCAUGGUCAUCUUUAGCUUCUUAAUUCCAGCUAUUUUGUUGAAUUCAAAUUCAACUUCUGCCUUCUGCCAUGGUGGGAUUCGAACCCCAGUCCUCAGAACAUUAUCUGGGUCUCCGGAUUAACAGUCCAGUGAUAAUACCACUCUGUCAUCGCCUCUGCUAAUUGUUGGCAGACAGAAGGCCUUUGGCAUUGACAACUGGUCACUAGUCCAGAGGUGAAUUAGCUACUUGAUGCAGGCUGAAUUUCCAAAUGUAUUUUACAGUUCCCGCUCAUCUGAAAAUUAUACCUCAGUUGCUGCUUGUUCAAGCCUCUGUGUAAAUUUGAGCACCAUACAAUGAAUGUCAGGUUACUUGCUUUCAAAAACAUACAGUAAUAUCCUUUAGGGAAGGAAGUCCGCCAUUGUUACCUGAUUUGACCUACAUGUGAUGCCAGACCUACUGGUUGACACUAAAGUGCCCACUGAAAUGGCCCAGCAAGCCACUCAGUUCAAAUGCAAUAGGGAUGGGUAAUAAAUGCUGUCCCUGUCAGUAAUGCCUACGUCCAAUGAGCCAUUUUUAAAAAGGUCCUUCAGCAAUCCUUGUAUUUUUUUAUUUUAAAUAGUUUCUCAAUUUUGGUCCACAAUUAAAACCACAGGAAAAAAAAGACAGAGGCCAUCUAUAUAAAAGAACCAGGUAGGAAAUUAUACUUCAAUUAGUGUUUUAUUAAGCAUGGAAUUGGUAUACAGACAGCUUGUAUUUGACUGUGAUAUCACAAUUACAUUGAACUCUUGUAAAUAACUGGCCUGUGAGAUGAUUGAAAUCUUAGUGAAAAAGUUAAGGCUUCUAUUAAUUUUUUGUAUCAACUUAUUAUUUGUACCUGCUGUUUAUACCUGUACCUAACACGUGCAUAAAACUGUUCAAUCCCAUAGGUAUUUGUAGCAUAUGUAUAUAUGAAACUGAACUGCUUGUAGAUUUUUAUCACCUAAUCAGCAGAAUCUUCCUCUUCCAGUCCUCUUCCAGUCACCAGUGUGCUAGUCAAAACUCAUAGCCCCUACAGAAGCUCAGUCCAUUGCUUCUCUUACAAGGUUGAAUCCCUGAUGAAACUGAAUUGGAGUGUCAGUGAAUAUACGUAGCAUAAAUGUUCCAUCAGCACCUGGUGUAAAGGUACUUGGAAUGAUUGCAUAGUGUCCUGGUGCAAGUUUACUAUGGAGGUUUAUGCUUCUCUGGGCCACGUAGGCUCCUGAAUCCGAAACCGUUCUAUGAUGUGUAAAAUGCUCUGCAGUUAGAACCAUUUGUGGGUUGAAAGACUAUUGGAACGAUAAAGAAACAAAAAUUUGAGUUCAAAUUAAGUUGCUUCGUUUUAACGGAUGUUUUUGUGAAGAUCACAAAAUGGAUUAGACAAAUGUUAUCCCAAGUACAUCCACACAAUGCUUUUGUUUUGUUUCUUUCUACUUUCUAACAACGUAUUCUUUAGAUGGUGUGCAGAUUGGAAUAUACCCGGCUUGAUUAUUGACAGCUAAUAGAUUGUGAUCACCUUCUGCAAGAUGAAUAAUUUUGUGUUAUUUACUAAUUUACAUUCUCUUAUGUUUGAGUAAAGAAUGCUUAGCCUAAUUGUAAUGGCACACAGCAGCAUCAAUACCACAGUUACAAUUACAUAGGCAUAACAAAAGUAAGUAUAUUUUGUAAAGUAAACUAAUCUUUUUUAAAAUUGACACAUCAUCUUUAAAAAAUAGCUCCAACAAGUCAUAUGGCUGGCUUUGUUGCUUUGCUAUCAGUCAAAAGACAAACAGACUGUUGUGUUAUCUUGGCACCAUCCAUAACGGGAGACAUUUGGAGUUUAUUUAACCCUCGGACAACUAAAUUGGUUCUCCCAAAGGUGUGAGAAAUCAAAGGUUCUGAGCAAACAGUGUCUAAAAGGACACCAUGGGAAAUUCCAGAGUAAUCGAUUUUGCUUUGUGGAACAAUGGUUUUUCAGAGUUAACACAGCAGUCAUCUUAAGAUUUUGGUCAAUGUUAAACUGGCUGUGAGACAUCUCGCAAGGUAGAAAUCCAAGAACAGCUUUAAGAGGUACCAUCAGUGAUAGUGUUCUCAACAGCAACAAAGAAUCCAGCCAAAGGACUGUUGUAUUUAACCAGGGUACCAAGUAGCACAAACUGCAGUGUCAUAAAUGUGAAAUAAAGGAACAUCACCUCCCUCCCAAAAUCUGUUCUGCUCAGCCCAGUUGUGGGUCAUACCUCCAACUAUUCAAUUACAGGAACCAUAACAUAGAAUGAAUUCUUAGCCAAUAACAGUACCAUGUUUUACUUAGUAUCUUUCAGCUGUAGCUUUUAAGAAAAUAACCUUUGUCUUGUUUAAGAAUAAAGCAUUGUUGCUGGUUAGUACACCGUUCUACAGACACAACUAAUCUUGCAUUACCUUAAUAAUUAUUCACUGCAAGUAAUUGCAUGUGAAGGAGGUUACUGUGUCCUUUGAGACACCAAGGUGUUUCCUUUUGGCCAAGGAUUUGGAAAGAAAGCUACUUUCCAAACAUUUUUUUUAAUCCCCCUCAAUCAACUAACUCAUCUGAACAGAAAGUCAUUGUUGAAUAGAUUUGCUGGUAAAGAA